UGGCGGAAGGUGGAGCCCGGCGCCGCUCGGCUCCCCACCCCUUCCUUCCCGCCCUCCCUCCCAGGCCUGUAGAAUCGGGGCCCAAGAAGGCCUUCACCCCCCUCCCCUCAAUAUAGGCCGGUUUGCUGGAGAGAGAGACAUCUAAACGCGGUUUGUCUUGAAAGAAAUUUACUGUUCUGUUGCAAGAUGCAGUGUUUAACCCACCGACUGGAACUGUUUCCUGACUGCCGUGUUACCCUCAUCCUAUUUAAUGAUGUGAAGAAUGCUGCCACGUUAAGAAAAAAAGCUAUGGAAGGUGCUAUUGAUGCAGCAUUAAUUAACCCUGCAAUGGUAGUUGACCCAUUUCAGGUACUCGUGGCAACAAAUAAAGCUGUUCAUCUGCACAAGAUUGGCAAAAUGAAGACCAGGACACUCAAUGCAGAAAUUAUAUUCAACCUUUCACCAAACAAUAAUAUCUCAGAUGCCUUCAAAAGGUUUGGCAUUUCAGAUAGUGACACCGCCGUCCUCAUUGUCCUGGUUGAAGAUGAAAAGAAAACGGUGAACCUGGAAGAUCUAACAUGUCAGGUGGAAGGUCGGCAGGCUCCUCUAACAGAUCUCCCCAAAAUAACUGAUCUACAGAAGGUUAAAAAGAUGUACAAGCUUACUCAACAAGAAGAAAAAACCGGAAUGCUACUGGAUGGCAUCAUUUGUAGAAUGGCAACCAAAGAUGUUUCAUGAACAAAUACAUCAGGAAAAAAAUCGAGACUGUUUAUGAACAAAUGUUUCUUUUCAUAUUUCUAUUUGCUUGAGGCAGUGCUCGAAAAUCUUUAUUUUAUUUGGAAACAGAAUUCAACAUUAUUUUAUUGCAGGGGUGACGUGAUCCUUUAAAUAAUGUUUUUUAUUCACUUUAUUUGUAUAUUAUGACGUUGCCAUUGUAUUCAAACUGGCCCACAAUUUAAAAUACUGCAAACAUAAUAAUAAAAUCCAGAAUUCCUUUGUCAA
Molecule: messenger RNA, 981 nt
Organism: Anolis sagrei ordinatus
Lineage: Eukaryota; Metazoa; Chordata; Lepidosauria; Squamata; Anolidae
Gene: TPRKB
Product: TP53RK binding protein
Biological process (GO): tRNA threonylcarbamoyladenosine modification
Cellular component (GO): nucleus; EKC/KEOPS complex; cytosol
Source: RefSeq, a predicted model, not a curated record